AUGGCCACUGAAGUACGAAAACCGAGACAGAAAAUGAUUUUCACCAAAGGUCGAGAGGAAGUCACCGUGCUCAGCGUAGUGGAACAGUUGAUUUCUUUGUUCUUGGAAAUUGACAGCAACGAUGACGGCUCCGUAUCCCGAGAAGAAUUGACGGCCUACUACACCAAACAUGGUCUGGACAAAUCUAGGGUCGAUGAAUGGAUGAACCGUUUUGACACGGACGCGGAUGGGCGUAUCACAAUGCAAGAGUUCAGCAAAGGAUUGGGACUGGAUAUUGAGGAGCUGAAGCUGGAAAAACGUCAGCGGGCCCAACAACGUUCAAGCAAUAAAACUGGAAUCAAUGUUGAGGGUAUUGAAGUGUUGAAUACAACCAUGGCAGUGGAGAAACAAGAAGAAGUGGUCACAAAAUUCAAAGAUCUCAUGCGCUCAAUCGGAGAAAAUGAGAACCGUAUGGCCGAGGUGAACGAUAAACUGAAAGAUUUCUUGGAUCAAAAGUACGGUCGCAUUUGGCAAUGUGUCACCCUAACCGGAUCGUACUGGAGUAAAUUCUGUCACGAACCUUUCAUGUCCAUUCAAUUCAAAUACCAAGACAAAUACAUUGUCCUGGCCUGGCGCACGCAUCGUUUGUGA
Messenger RNA from Echinostoma caproni, 630 nucleotides. The record is from the annotation of a GenBank genome assembly. Lineage: Eukaryota; Metazoa; Platyhelminthes; Trematoda; Plagiorchiida; Echinostomatidae.